Messenger RNA from Cyprinus carpio (common carp), 1381 nucleotides. RefSeq names its product eukaryotic translation initiation factor 4 gamma 1-like. NCBI's taxonomy places the organism in Eukaryota, Metazoa, Chordata, Actinopteri, Cypriniformes, Cyprinidae. The record is from RefSeq and is a predicted model, not a curated record. The transcript is spliced from 8 exons. Bases 275 to 1240 code for a protein of 321 amino acids. Gene Ontology annotation, molecular function: translation initiation factor activity; mRNA binding; protein binding. Gene Ontology annotation, cellular component: eukaryotic translation initiation factor 4F complex.
AACAGGAGGAAAGAGCUGAUUGAAGAGCUGGAGCAGGAGAUCACUGAGCUAAAGAUGAGAAAACACUGAGCUGGAGCAGCUCUCACACACUGAAGAUCACCUCCACCUCCUACAGAUUCACUCAUCCCUGUGCAGCCCUAGAAACACCAGGAACUGGUCUGAGAUCAGUAUUAAGACUCAUGAGAGUCUGGAGACUUUGAGGAGAGAUCUGACUCAACUGAAGGACACUAUAGAUGAGAAACUCAAACAAACUGUCUCUACAGAGCUGAAGUGGAUGCAGCAGUAUGCAGCGGAUGUGACUCUGGAUCCUGAUACAGCUCAUCCUGAUCUUAUUCUGUCUGAUGAUGGAAAACAACCAUCCGGUCUGAGCGGCCCUCGUCAUUCUGGUCAAGUUCACUGCGGGAAGGAGCCACGGAAGAUUUUCACGAGUGUUUCCCUCACUGAAGACGUCCAGCUGAAUAAAGCGAAGCAGGUAUGGAAACCAUCAGGGAAGCGCAGCAGCUGCGCCGAUGAGGGCAAGUCUGAACUCUUGAAGACGCAGGAGCUGUUCAAAUGCGUGUGGAGUGUAUUGUUUAAAUUGGUGUGGAGUGUGUUCCAGCCGCUGAUGAAGCAGAUGACGGAACUGACCAUCAACACAGAGGAGCGCCUGAAAGGAGUGGUCCACCUCAUCUAUGAGAAGGCCAUCUCUGAGCCCGACUCCUCUGAAGCCUGCGCCAACAUGUGCCGCUGCCUUAUGGGGCUGAAAGUUCCCACCACGGAGAAACCUGGAGUGACGGUGAAUUUCAGGAAGCUGCUGCUGAAACAUUGUAAGAAAGAGUUUGAGAAGGACAAAGAUGAUGAAAUGUUUGAGAAGCAGAAGGAGCUGGAUGCUGCUACAGGGGAAGAGGAGAAGCAGAGGUUGAAGGAGGACCUUGAGGACGCCAAAGACAAAGCCUGCCGACGGUCUCUAGGCAACAUCAAGUUAACUGGCGAGCUGUUCAAGGUGAAGAUGCUGACUGAACCCAUCAUGCACGACUGCAUCGUCAAACUGCUGAAGAAACGUGAUGAAGAGAGUCUGGAGUGUCUCUGCUGCUUGCUGUCCACCAUCUGGAAACAUCUGGACCACGAGAAGGCCAAGCCCCGAAUGGAUCAAUAUUUAAACCAGAUGAAGAAAAUUAUUAAGGAGCGGAAAACCUCUUCCAGAAUUCGCUUCAUGCUGCAGGGCGUUCUUGAUUUACGACAGGCAAACCUGAGUGUGUGAUUAUUUACUUCCUUAUUUCUUAUUCCUGGCAUUAUUGUGAACAGUUCAUUAAUUCACAUUAUUCUAAAAUAAAAUGUUUGGCACCUUAAUCUUUUAAUUAAAAUUAAAUAACUUGAAACUAAGGUUAAACAUUUUGGAAUA